Molecule: messenger RNA, 3367 nt
Organism: Chlamydomonas reinhardtii
Lineage: Eukaryota; Viridiplantae; Chlorophyta; Chlorophyceae; Chlamydomonadales; Chlamydomonadaceae
Exons: 11
Coding region: 226-2532 (768 amino acids)
Biological process (GO): protein transport to vacuole involved in ubiquitin-dependent protein catabolic process via the multivesicular body sorting pathway
Cellular component (GO): ESCRT II complex; late endosome membrane
Molecular function (GO): ubiquitin binding; phosphatidylinositol-3-phosphate binding
Source: RefSeq, a predicted model, not a curated record
CUAACAUUGAAUUUGGCCCCUGGCUGUGUGUCCUAACGCGACUUGCCAAUUGCUUGUGCCGAUUGCACGAGCGUCAACUUCUUUCGGGACUCACUGCGCUGCUGAGCUAGAAGAACAAAUAAAGUAGCCAUGAAGGCGGGUCUCGAGCUGGCGUAGAGGAGCGGGCUUGUUUGCCACAGCCGGAGGAGCAGCUGUCGGGGGUGGGCGGGCCCAAGCGGAGCGGCCAUGUUCCUAGAGGCAGCCCAGCUGACGGCCAGCGGCCGGCCCGUGCUGCAGCCGGGAGAGGUGGAGGUCAGCUUGCUAGACAAGGUGGAUGUUGAGUUCAACCCAGUGGGUGGCGUGGCCGGUCACCAGUCACACGCGUACAAGAACGGCUACGCAAUCCUGACCAAUCGCCGCGUGAUUUGGGUCAACGCGGGUACCGGCGCCACGGACGGCGCGGGCGGCGGCGCCGGCGAUGCGUCCGCGCCCCGCGCCGCCUGCCUGCCUCUCUCCACCCUGGCUGCCAGCAACAAGCGGGUGCAAUACGGCAUCAAGGGCUCCAAGGUGCGGCUGGUGCUGGACGUGUACACCAAUGGCCAGCGGCAACCCGUGCCAACCUGGGGCUUCCACACCAACAUAGACCAGGUGUCGCUGCGCUGCCGCGGCCCCGCACCGGACGCAUUCAAGUCCCUGCUGGACGAGCACGUACAGCAGGCUGUGGCAGCUGGCAGUAGCAGCGGCGCUGCUGCUGGCUCCGGCGGCGCCGGUGCCGGCUACGCCACAGGGCCAGCAGCAGCAACUCAGCCCGGUGCUGCGGGAGCGGCCGCCGGAGCCGGAGGCGCAGGGGCCGGUGUGAACUCGUACAUGUCGCCUCUGACUGCGGGGCUGCAGGGGCGACACCCACCACCACCGCCACCAGCUGGCUCCGGAGCUGGGGGCGGGGCGGGGGCAGGGCACGUGCCGGGAGCGGGCGUGUCAGUGUCGGGGCUACCCCCGCCGCCGCCCCCGCCUCAGCACCAUCUGGCGCCACAGCCGCCUGCGCAGCAGGCAGCCCUCCGGCCUGACCCCGCCCUGCUGCAGAACAUGGUGGAGAUGGGCUUCCCCCGCAACCGGUGCGCCCGCUCGCUCCUAGCCGUCAAGAAUGAAGGCCUGCAGGAGGCGCUGGACUACAUGCUAGCGUUCGGUGACCAGCCCGGUAUGGACGACCCACUGGAGCCGCAGCCCACACCCGCCUCCUACGGCACCGGAGGUGCUGCAGGCGGUGGCGGCGGUGGCGGCUGGGGGCAGCAGCAGCCGCAACCGCUGUACGGUGCUGGCAGCGGAGGCGGAGGCGCGCCAUCGAUGCGCUACCCGUCCGUCAUGCCAGAUGGCUAUCCGCCACCUCCACCUCCUCCCACAUCACAGCCGCCGUACCCGGGCGCGGCGCCGCUCAACCCUUACGGCCCCGUGCCCCCGCCGCCGUACUUUCCCUCAGCCUACGCUGCCGCCGGCGUGUCUUCAGCGCCUAGCGGCUCGCCGCAGCACCCCCACGGGGUCGCCGGGGCGCCGGCUGAGCACCUGGCGGCGGCAAUGGGCUCGCUGGCGCUGGCGCGAGGCCAGACGCCGCACCACCACCACGGCAGCGCUCCGGACCUGUCCUCGGCGGCGGCGGGAGAGGCGGGCCGGCCCGCGAUCGGCGUGGCGGGGCUGAUGAUGCGGGAGCAGCAGAAGACGGAGCAGUCGGGCAGGGCUGUGGAGCAGGCGUUCAAGGACCUGUCUGCGCUCAUGGCCUCCGCCGCCGCCAUGGUGGCCCUGGCGGAGAAGUUCAGGGGCGUGCUGGCGGCGGGCGCAGAGGCGGGCGCCGGCGGCGGAGGUGCGGGCGGCGAGGACCCACUGCUGCUGGACCUGGAGACACAGCAGCAGCUGAUUGCGCUGGGCAUCAGCAGCCCCGUCACGCGCGAGACGGCAGGCGCUCGCUACCACACCGAGCUGAGCCGCCAGCUGGCUGACUUCCUGGAGGGCCCGCUGGCCCGCUGCGGCGGCAUGAUCAGCCUGCCGGACGUGUACUGCCUGUUCAACAGGGCGCGCGGCACGGAGCUGGUGUCGCCAGACGACCUUUUGCAGGCUGCCAAGGUGUUUCCCAAGGCGGGAGUGCACGGGCUGCGGCUGCGGCAGCUUACCAGCGGCGUCAUGGUCAUCCAGGGGCCGCAGCACUCGGAGGAGCGGGUUUGCGCCAAGAUUGCGGAGCUCACCGCCUUGCCCAGCCCUUCCUCUACCGCCUCCACCGCCUCUGCGGCGCCGCCUGCCCCGCCUCUGGGCCCGGGUGUCACUGCGGGCGACGUUGCGGUGGCGCUGGGCGGCAUCUCCACCGUCAUCGCCGCCGAGCACCUGCUGCUGGCGGAGGCACGCGGCGUGGUGGUGCGUGAUGACGGACCCGAGGGGCUGCGGUUUUACCGGAACUUCUUCAGGCAGGACGGGCUGGAGCCGAGCACAAUGGCGAGCUACUGCCGGGCGGUUGCAAAUGGCGGUGGCGGUGGUGGUGGGCCGGGGGCGGGGCUGGCGGCUGGGUGAGGUGUGGAGCAGGAGGAGCGUGAUCAUGUAGCUCGGCGGGUGCAAAGGCUGCGGUGGGGUCGCAGGGUGGGCUGGGUACGGGUGCAUGCGUGAGCCUUGCGCGUGGUAUGAAGAGAUACCGGUUGGCAAAUCAGGCGUGCUAGUGCGGUGAUCUGCAGGCGGUCGAGGGAUAGGGGUGCGAUGGGGCAGGGUAAGGGGCAGGUCGUGGGACAUGGGCCGUCAUGGGCCGGUGGAUGUUGCUUUGUGGGCUGUCCCUUGCCGAGCCUGGACCCCAAACACCGGUUUAUCAAAGAUGGUGCAACACUGCAACACCUCUGUCGUUCGGCGAUGUAUUCCUAGGUGUGCGAUGGGACAGUGGUAAGGCAGGUUGGCAAGAUCCCGUAGGGUGCAGCUGAUUCCCAGAACCCAACAGAUGGCACACAAGUGGCAAAGGCAGGGCAGGAGUGCGCGGCUGGUCGAACGCCGGAGUUACUGUACCGACGAGUUGCUGGCUGGCUGGACGUUUGCUGACGCGCAUUCCUCACGCUCCGCCAGGCGAUAGCACCACACAGACACACCGCAACGCCACACUCGCGAGGCAGAGCCGCAUCGUACCUGCAGGAAGCCCUUCCUGAGGAAGGUGACCAGCGUCCAGUGGACGCCGUCCACGGAUGAGGCUAGUAUCGGAACCUUCGGCCUCAGACGGAGGACGUGGCGUGGGCUCAGCCCACUUUUCCCUUGCGAGGGAAAGCCACCUUUUCUUGUUCAAAGAUGGUGCACAUAGGGGCGUCGUUCGGCGAUGUACGCCUAGGUAGUGGUGGCCCGGGUGGCCCCUCGGUCUGUCCUGGGACCACAA